Messenger RNA from Chara braunii, 1432 nucleotides. The record is from the annotation of a GenBank genome assembly. NCBI's taxonomy places the organism in Eukaryota, Viridiplantae, Streptophyta, Charophyceae, Charales, Characeae.
AGUCGUCAAGACCGCCAAAGCUAAAAAGGAAUUGUCUAAGCGGGAAGCGGCAAGGGAAUGUGAGAGAAUGGCAAGGGCGACUCCUUCCCCAAGGACGGAGGAUGGCCGUCGGGAAGUUGGUACCAGCAUGAGAGGUGCGCAGCAAGGGAAGGAAGAAAGUGGGAAGGGACAGGGCGCAAGGCGCUGGCGCGAUGCGGCGGCAGGUGGGCCGAGGAGAUCGCAGGUUAGGGGGAACCGGCGCCCGGAGCGGAACGCCGUGUGGGACACAAAGGGAACGGGGGGAGUCGGAGACCGCCGCAAGGCGGAAGGACGUCAGGAGCACCAAGGGGCAGGAGUGUCGGCGACCACAUGGGAUCGGAAGACGGGGCUGUACCUACAGGACAAAGGGUCGGGGACCACGCGGGACCAGAGGACGGAGGAGGAGGAGGAGGAGGAGGUGGCGGUUGAAGAAGAGGAGGACCAAGAAAAGGAUGAGGAAGAAAAGGAGGAGGAGGAAGAGGCCGGCAUCAAACGAGGACGAGGAAGAGGAGGAGGAGAAGAAGAAAAGGUGGAGGAGGAGGAGGAUCAAGAAAAGGAGGAGGAAGCAAAGGAGGAGGAGGAAGAAAAGGAGGAGGAGGCCGACAUCAAACGAGGACGAGGAAGAGAAGGAGAAGGAGAAGAACAAAAGGAGGAGGAGGAGGAGGAGGAGAGGAGGAGAAGAAGAGAAGGAGGAAGAAGAAGAAGAAGCGAGGAAGAAGAGGAGGAGGAGGAAGAAGAAGAAGAAGUCGUCGACCUUCAUCAAAAGAUAUUGUGGGAAGAUUUGAUGAAGGAAUGGACGAAGCGGUUCAUCGUUGACGACGCCCCGACGGUCGCCAUCAACCACCUCUUCACCAUGACUCAAGGCAACACACUGACACGCGACUGGCUCACAGAAUGGCAAAACAUCGUGGCAACACCCAAUCUUGACUUGCCAUUUUUACAUCUGCGCCGCGAGUUCUACAACCGGUCGUGUCCCGCCUCGAGCUUCGCUCUCGGUGAUCGUGAAAAAUGCACGACCUUCGCCGAAAUCAUCAACAAGGCUUGUGAGAUCAUCAAGACCAACCGGGUUGCCGCACACGAGAAAUCCAGGUCACAGCCCGCCUACGUGGAGAAAGGGAAAUUUGGUCCGCAUCCGCAGCUAGUCGCUGCUGUCCAACCGGACAACCUUGUGGAAGACUCCGCAGCCACCCCAGGCUCGUGAGAUCAUCAAGACCAACCGGGUUGCCGCACACGAGAAAUCCAGGUCACAGCCCGCCUAUGUGGAGAAAGGGAAAUUUGGUCCGCAUCCGCAGCUAGUCGCUGCAGUCCAACCGGACAACCUUGUGGAAGACUCCGCAGCCACCCCAGCAUCACGUGAGGGAGAUCAAGUGGCCGCCAUCCAGCCACGAAGCAACAACAAAUCCCGUGGAAAAGG